This is a messenger RNA of Auxenochlorella protothecoides, 684 nucleotides long. RefSeq lists its product as hypothetical. NCBI's taxonomy places the organism in Eukaryota, Viridiplantae, Chlorophyta, Trebouxiophyceae, Chlorellales, Chlorellaceae. The transcript has 6 exons. The coding region runs from base 1 to 684 and encodes 227 amino acids. The record is from RefSeq and is a predicted model, not a curated record.
AUGGCCAAGUUCACCCCCGUCCUCCUCCUCUGCCUCUUGACCGCCGCGGCGGCCAGCCGCGUGUCCCUGCGCGAUCUGGGCAGUGCAGGCCGCAAGCUGCAAUCCGAUUCUCUGCGCAUCGUGUGGCGCCUGGGCAUCACCUACGAGACCAUCUACCUCGUCGUCGGGGACUCGGCGACCUUCAGGUGGGCUGGGGACGGCGAGCACAGCGUGGCGCUGGCUCCUGGGCCCGGCAUCUGCACUGGCCUGCGGGAAGUGAGCGAGGAUGGCGAGCAAGGGGAGUACACCGUCACCUUUGGCACGCCCGGGACUUUUGUCUACACCUCCGACGAGAACAACGACUGCGAGUCCGGCCUGGCCAUCGUCAUUGUGGUGGAGAGCGACGUGCUCCUCAUCCUCGGGGUCGGCCUGGCCACGGCCAAUGCCAUCUCCAUUCCCGGGCGCCAGCUGCUGGCAGAUUUCCCGGUGGACUGGAAACUCGGCACGGUGUACCCUCCUCUUAACAUUACUGUCGGCGACACGGUAAGCGUCCUAGAGUGCGGCAACUACACCCUUGUGAGCGACCCUCCCUCCUCCGACGGAAGCUUUUCCAAGACUUUUGACACCAAGGGAACCUUUUGGUAUGCUUGCUCCGUGGGGAGCCACUGUGAGGAUGGCCUGCGCAUUACAGUCUACGUGAAGUGA